Messenger RNA from Schistocerca gregaria, 1953 nucleotides. RefSeq names its product microtubule-associated protein 4-like. The transcript is spliced from 3 exons. The coding region runs from base 1 to 1953 and encodes 650 amino acids. NCBI's taxonomy places the organism in Eukaryota, Metazoa, Arthropoda, Insecta, Orthoptera, Acrididae. The record is from RefSeq and is a predicted model, not a curated record.
AUGCCGAGCGAGGAGGACUGCGUUACGCAGGCGCAGGGAGCGGCGGACUGCCGCGCGGCGGGACUACCUCGGGCGACCGAGGCAGCUCUGUCGGCGGCUGCAUCCGGCCCCCCACGUAUGACGACGCUGCAAUCGACUGCGGACUGCGCUGCGGUACACCCAAUGCGCACUAGCCCGCUCACACCAGAGCAGGUGUACCUAGUUGUACACCGACUAUCGCGGGGCAUUGUGUACCCUGAACAGGAAGCCGACGAACGAGCACUCCGCGCGUUCCAACAGCACCUGAGGUCACUUGGCUGCGAGGUAUUCGAAGAUGUGAGCGUACCGUCGGGAGCCAGUGAAGAGACCUCAGAUACGCCGUUUGCUGUACCGUCAGGCGCGACGACAGAGCACGCCACUGCCCUGCCACGAGACAGCACAAUCCCAGAGGCCAACCUUGGCGAACUGCUCGAGGCGGAAACCAUGGAUACAGCGCAGCCCUCUAGAAAGAGGCCUGCAGCUGCGGAGGAGGAAGAUUCCGCCGCCAUCUCUGAUUCUACCUGCAUGCAAAGUCAGAAGAAGAAGACGCCAGAAGCUGCUGCCCACUCGGAGGCAGAUCAGGGGACCGACGACGGCUUCGUUGUCCCGAAGCGGCGGCACACUGCUCGGGCCAAACGGCUUGAGAGAGUGCAGCCGCUGCCGACAGCGAACUCAUUCGUCGACGUUCCUGACGAGCCGGAGCCCAUGGACGAAGCUGAGGCACCCAAGAGGCGGGCACCCGCCCCGCCACCGAUUACAGUAUCGUGGAAGGACACGUACCAGUCCUUCCUCGAGAAGUUCCAGAAGCAAGGACGUUCGGCACCGGCACGAAAGGUGCAACCAGGCACCAGCUUCGCCUCUGCCACCAAGGGGGAGUCCUCGGACGCCCCCAGGGGGCGGCGGGCGGACGCAGCGACCACCAAGGCGCCCAACCAGGCAGCCGGCACCCAGGACGACCAACACCAGGGCGGACGGCUAAACCGUCCCCCCACCUCAGACACGCCGCAAGCUGCUAGGCGUGUGGUCCCGCUAACGGACGCAGCCACUCCGCUGCGCCCCGCCGCCCACGCACCCGCAACUGCGGCACCUCCUGCAGCAAUUCCGCGACCAGAAGCAGCAGACCUGGGAGCAAUGUUGAGCUCCCUCUCUGCCCUGCUACAGCAACUGCCGGUGCUCGUCACCGCCGCCGAGCAGACUUCAGCCCAACCGAAGACUGGCAGCGCACAAAAUGGCGGGCAAGCCCCGCCCAGCGCAGCCAUCGUCGCGGACGGAGCAAUCCCCGAGCGAUGCAAGACGCAGGUAACACAAUCCACCGCUCACACUACCGAGCGCCCGCGCGCCAAUCAGAGAGCGCGUCGCUGGGAGAACACCACGCCAAAGGCACAAAAUGAAGGCGCAGAGGCACCGCCACUGAACGAUGCGGCCGUCUUCCCCGGACUGCGCGAGCGCCGACAGCAUGGCGGACCCAAGGUAGCAAUGCGCCAUUUUGCCGGCAGCAGCAAUGGCGGCGAGCUCGCCGCUGGCCAGGCAGUCACGCGCCAUCUUGUCGGCAGCAGCAAUGGCGGCGAGCCCACCGCCGGCCAGGCAACCACGCGCCAUCUUGUCGGCAGCAGCAAUGGCGGCGAGCCCGCCGCUGGCCAGACAGCCACACGCCAUCUUGUCGGCAACGUCAAUGGCGACGUGACCGCCGCUCACCAGGCAGGACACGACAACGCACCACACGCCGACCGCCUCGACGCCGUCGGCAGUAUGAGCGCCAGCUAUGAGCGCAUGAUGACGGCAAUGGAGCAGCGAAUGUUCGCGAUGAUGGAAAAAUUCAUGUCCCUCGUCGUGAACAUCAUCAGCGAGCUUCCCGCCAAGAUUGCGGCCGCGAUGCAGCAGGCAACAAAUAUAAACAACUCCACGGCCCAGCAUGGCAGCGCCUCGCGAAAUUAA